Diorhabda sublineata is the source of this 488-nucleotide messenger RNA. RefSeq names its product cytochrome b-c1 complex subunit 6, mitochondrial (gene UQCR-11). The record is from RefSeq and is a predicted model, not a curated record. Bases 108 to 413 code for a protein of 101 amino acids. NCBI's taxonomy places the organism in Eukaryota, Metazoa, Arthropoda, Insecta, Coleoptera, Chrysomelidae. Gene Ontology annotation, biological process: mitochondrial electron transport, ubiquinol to cytochrome c. The transcript is spliced from 2 exons.
CACAAUCCGAUCGUAUGUCAAAGUUAUAUUUGUAAAAGUACCUUUACUUUUAGGUAAAGUUACGUAAGGAAAAAGUUUUAAUAAAAAAGGUUCUAAUAUCUAUAAAAAUGUUUUUUGACAAAUUUUUAAAGUUCCCAAAAUUGUUGUCAGUUAAAGCACAAGACGAAGAAGAGGGACAAGAAGGUGGUGGUGAAGAAGAGGAAGAAGUUGAGCUAGUAGAUCCUCAAGAAACCUUACGGGAACAAUGCAAAGCAAAUGCUCAUUGUUUAAAAUUAGCAGAAAAAUACCAAGCAUGUAAUGAUAGAGUUAAUUCCAAAUCACACACUACAGAAACGUGCGUUGAGGAAUUAUUUGAUUUAAUGCAUGCUGUAGACCACUGUGUUUCUAAAGACCUUUUUAGCAAGUUAAAAUAAAAUUUUAAGGUUAAAAAAUGUUUGAUGUUUCAAAAUAGGCAAAUAAUUUAGUGGAAAUAAAUAUAUACUUAUGAA